AUGACUUCAGCUCCGUACUUAGCUUUGAAGGUCAUGAAUCAACUCGCCAUAGAUGAAGGCGCUUCAUUUCCAUUAGCCACAUCCGUUAUCGAUCGUCAAAUGUACGUCGACGACUUUAUCUUCGGCGCCGACGACAAGGUUCUCGCUCGUCAAACUCGCGAGCAGAUUGUUUCUCUUCUCAAAAGAGGUGGAUUCACGCUACGAAAAUGGGCAAGCAACGUGUCCGAACUCCUUGACGAGAUCGAAGAUACCGACCACGGUCUCGCUCAAAGCCGAGAUCUAAACGAAGAUGAGAGCUUGAAAAUUCUCGGUCUUACUUGGCAACCAGAUCGCGACAUCUUCAAAUUUACCAUUACGAUUACAGGGCCUCCUGGCAACACCAAAAGAAGAAUUUUAUCCGACAUCGCCAAAUUCUUUGAUCCACUUGGAUGGGCAACUCCAGUGAUUAUUCGCGCCAAAAUUUUGAUGCAACGACUUUGGAUCGCUAAAUGUGAUUGGGACGAAGUCGCUCCGCCGAAUCUGCUUGAAGCCUGGCAGCAGUAUCAUACUCAUCUUAAACAGCUAGAAGAGGUGAUGAUUCCACGUUGGAUUCAACUCGGCCAUCACGUACUGCAUCUAGAGUUGCAUGGAUUCUCGGAUGCAUCUACCAAAGCAUACGCUGCAGCGGUGUACAUUCGCGUUGUCACGGUGGAUGGAAUGGUCUCGGUCAAUCUUCUUGCCGCAAAAUCAAAAGUCGCUCCUGUCAAAGUAAUGAGUGUUCCGCGACUCGAGUUAUCUGCAGCUCAAUUACUCGCACGGCUCAUUCAUUUCAUUCGCGAAGCUCUCGACUUUCGUGAGGUAAAUGUUUAUUGUUGGACCGAUUCCACAAUUACUCUUGCCUGGCUGAGCCGACCUUCUACUACAUGGAAGACAUUUAUAGCGAAUAGAGUAGCCGAUAUUCACACGCUACUUCCGGACAUUCCAUGGCGUCAUGUCCCAACAAAGGAAAAUCCUGCCGACUGCGCAUCGCGCGGGAUCUCUCCGACGACCUUGCCACAAACCUUCAAUGGUGGUCAGGUCCCGAUUGGCUUAUUAAAUCUUCCGAUUAUUGGCCAAAAUCUGACUCGGAUUUCGAUCCCCACGCGCUAA
Nylanderia fulva is the source of this 1128-nucleotide messenger RNA. NCBI's taxonomy places the organism in Eukaryota, Metazoa, Arthropoda, Insecta, Hymenoptera, Formicidae. The record is from RefSeq and is a predicted model, not a curated record.